Molecule: messenger RNA, 852 nt
Organism: Suncus etruscus (white-toothed pygmy shrew)
Lineage: Eukaryota; Metazoa; Chordata; Mammalia; Eulipotyphla; Soricidae
Product: homeobox protein SIX1
Exons: 2
Coding region: 1-852 (283 amino acids)
Biological process (GO): regulation of transcription by RNA polymerase II
Cellular component (GO): nucleus; transcription regulator complex
Molecular function (GO): RNA polymerase II cis-regulatory region sequence-specific DNA binding; DNA-binding transcription factor activity, RNA polymerase II-specific
Source: RefSeq, a predicted model, not a curated record
AUGUCCAUGCUGCCGUCGUUCGGCUUCACGCAGGAGCAGGUGGCGUGCGUGUGCGAGGUGCUGCAGCAGGGCGGCAACCUGGAGCGCCUGGGCCGCUUCCUCUGGUCGCUGCCCGCCUGCGACCACCUGCACAAGAACGAGAGCGUGCUCAAGGCCAAGGCGGUGGUGGCCUUCCACCGCGGCAACUUCCGCGAGCUCUACAAGAUCCUGGAGAGCCACCAGUUCUCGGCGCACAACCACCCGAAGCUGCAGCAGCUGUGGCUCAAGGCGCACUACGUGGAGGCCGAGAAGCUGCGCGGCCGGCCGCUGGGCGCCGUGGGCAAGUACCGCGUGCGCCGCAAGUUCCCGCUGCCGCGCACCAUCUGGGACGGCGAGGAGACCAGCUACUGCUUCAAGGAGAAGUCGCGGGGCGUGCUGCGCGAGUGGUACGCGCACAACCCCUACCCGUCGCCCCGCGAGAAGCGCGAGCUGGCCGAGGCCACCGGCCUCACCACCACGCAGGUCAGCAACUGGUUCAAGAACCGCCGCCAGCGCGACCGCGCCGCCGAGGCCAAGGAGAGGGAGAACACCGAAAACAAUAACUCCUCCAACAAGCAGAAUCAACUCUCUCCUCUGGAAGGGGGCAAGCCGCUCAUGUCCAGCUCGGAAGAAGAAUUCUCGCCUCCCCAAAGUCCAGACCAGAACUCCGUCCUCCUCCUGCAAGGCAAUUUGGGCCACACCAGGAGCUCAAACUAUUCUCUCCCGGGCUUAACAGCCUCCCAGCCCAACCACGGCCUGCAAGCCCACCAACAUCAGCUCCAGGACUCCCUGCUUGGCCCCCUCACCUCCAGUUUGGUGGACUUGGGGUCUUAG